Messenger RNA from Alternaria incomplexa, 1263 nucleotides. RefSeq lists its product as uncharacterized. Gene Ontology annotation, cellular component: endoplasmic reticulum membrane. The coding region runs from base 1 to 1263 and encodes 420 amino acids. Lineage: Eukaryota; Fungi; Ascomycota; Dothideomycetes; Pleosporales; Pleosporaceae. The transcript is spliced from 3 exons. The record is from RefSeq and is a predicted model, not a curated record. Gene Ontology annotation, biological process: positive regulation of GTPase activity; endoplasmic reticulum to Golgi vesicle-mediated transport. Gene Ontology annotation, molecular function: GTPase activator activity.
AUGGCAUCACGCACUCCCUCUGGCUCCGUGUCGCGCUCAGUGAGCUCUGGCAGCCUGCCCACGCGCCACGCGACCCCCGUCCCCCACCUCACGCCUGCCGAGAAGGAGAAGGAGUCUCUGGUGCGCGCCGCAAUCGACAAUGGCGACGUCACCGCUCUGGUAGACCUCGCGACCAGUCCAUCUGGCCUUGUCAGCGAUAUCUUGCGUUGCACUGCUUGGCCUCUCUUGCUAGGAUGCUCUGACAAGGAUUCAGAGAAGGAGCCAUGGAAACAUCUCUCCGAGCACAAGGAUGAGCAUCAGGUUGGCUUGGACGUCAACCGCGCGUUUGUCUACUACCCCAGGAAUGAAUCUGAGAAGCAGCUCAAUCGUCGAAAGGAGCAGCUCUCCGAUGUCAUCCUCGACGUCCUGCGCCAUCACCCCACGCUCUGCUACUUCCAGGGCUACCACGAUAUCGUCCAGGUCUUCCUACUCGUCCUCGGCCCGGAACAUGCCCCCGCUGCAGUUGCUCGACUAAGCCUGCUUCGCAUUCGCGACUUUAUGCUGUCGUCGCUCGACCCAGCCCUCGCCCAGCUCGAAUUGCUGCGACCGAUCCUCCGUGCCGCCGAUCCCGUCCUGUAUGAGCAUCUCCCCAAAAGCCAGCCGUCAUUCGCGCUCGCCGGAACAAUCACCAUGUUCGCCCACAAUAUACAAGACUACAAGGAUAUCACGAGGCUGUUUGACUUCUUCUUGGCUCGACAUGCCGUCAUGCCCAUAUACCUCUUCGCAGCUGUGGUGCUAUCCAAGAGGGAGGAGCUGCUGGAGUACGAGAAGGAGGACGAAGACAUACUCUAUGUCAUGCUAGGGAAGCUCCCAGAGCCCUUCGACGUCGAGUUCCACAUCGCUCGGACCGUUGAGCUAUACGAGAGAUUACCUCCUGCGUCGCUCAACAGUUGGGAGUGGUGGCGCAUCUCGUCCUCCAGCGUACUCAAAUCGUCUGCGACAAACAACAGUCUGCGUCAUCUUACCUUGGAAGAUGGCGAGAUGCUGUUUUUGCAGCAGGAGCAGGACCUCCGCCGCGCGCAGACCCUGAGACAGGCCGUCAAGACCAUCCGGUAUAUCAACCUGCGUGUUUGGUACCACCGCCGGUACGGGGCUGUUGGUCUUGCCAUGGUAGUGGGUGCCUAUGCCCUGUGGCUCGGCAGGAAUGGAGGUCACAACACGGGAUACCCGCUUCUUGGACCGUUGGGAGGGUACCUGAUGAGGUUUCUCGGGGCCCCAGCAUGA